CAGGCGGGUGCAGGCAUGGAGGGUGACGGCCAGCACCCGGCCCCCACUGCCCCCCCAGACCGACCCCAUGGCGAGCGCCUGCAGCUCCUGCUGCGCCGCAGCCGGGAGGCCAAAAACUGUGCCUAUUGCCCUUACAGCCGCUUCCCAGUGGGCGCCGCGCUGCUCACCGCCGGCGGGGAGAUCUUCUCUGGGUGCAACGUGGAGAAUGCCUGCUACAGCCUGGGGGUGUGCGCCGAGCGCACCGCCAUCCAGAAAGCCAUCUCCGAGGGACACACCAGCUUCAGGGCCAUGGCCAUCGCCAGUGACAUGGGGGACCAGUUCAUCACACCCUGCGGCGCCUGCAGACAAGUGAUGAGAGAGUUCGGCACGGACUGGGACAUCUACCUGACCAAAGCGGACGGCACCUAUAUCGUCAAGAGGCUGGAGGAGCUGCUGCCGCUCUCCUUCGGACCCGAGGAUCUGAAGAAGGUGUGA
Molecule: messenger RNA, 474 nt
Organism: Haliaeetus leucocephalus (bald eagle)
Lineage: Eukaryota; Metazoa; Chordata; Aves; Accipitriformes; Accipitridae
Gene: CDA
Product: cytidine deaminase
Exons: 4
Coding region: 16-474 (152 amino acids)
Cellular component (GO): cytosol
Molecular function (GO): zinc ion binding; cytidine deaminase activity
Source: RefSeq, a predicted model, not a curated record